This is a messenger RNA of Tarenaya hassleriana, 1808 nucleotides long. Its product is annotated as cytochrome P450 82G1-like. The transcript is spliced from 3 exons. Bases 26 to 1606 code for a protein of 526 amino acids. Gene Ontology annotation, molecular function: monooxygenase activity; oxidoreductase activity, acting on paired donors, with incorporation or reduction of molecular oxygen; iron ion binding. Gene Ontology annotation, biological process: defense response to other organism. The record is from RefSeq and is a predicted model, not a curated record. Lineage: Eukaryota; Viridiplantae; Streptophyta; Magnoliopsida; Brassicales; Cleomaceae.
UCUCACGGCUUUUAAUUCCUUCGUAAUGAAUUUUUCUUUCUCUGCAGCUCUUUCUUUGUUCUUCGCCUCGGUGUUUCUGAUCGUUGGUUAUGCUUCUGUCCGGAAAUCGGAAGAAAGAAGAAGGAAAUGUGAAGGUGGCGACUCGGGCAUGCCGGAACCUUCGGGAGCUUUGCCCUUGAUCGGCCAUCUCCAUCUUCUUCGCGGUAAAGAUCUCGUCUUUAAGAAGUUUGCCGCCAUGUCCGAUAAGCUCGGCCCUAUCUUCUCUCUUAAGAUAGGGACCUACAGAUUGGUGGUCGUGAGCGAUUCGGAAACCGCUAGAGAAUGUUUCACGGCUAGUGACCAGGUUUUAGCCAACAGACCGAACAUAUCCUUGGGCCGUUAUGUCGGAUAUAACAACGCGAUCCUCGCUCUAGCGCCCUAUGGAGACUACUGGCGUGAGCUGCGGAAGAUCACCACCAUCCAUCUCUUCUCCAAUCAUCGGAUAGAGAUGCUCGGCCACGUCCGUUUAUCCGAAGUGAACGCGUUUAUCAAACACUUGUACACUACUACUAUGGAGAGAGGCAGCUCCGUGGUCGGGAUGGACACGUUAUUGGAGUUCAUGACGUUUAACUCGAUCCUUAAGAAAUUGGUCGGGAAGAGGAUCGAGUAUGGGGAAGUGGAAUGUGAGGAAUGGCGGUAUAAGAAAGCGAUAAAGCAGGCGGAGCACUUGGCUGGUAUUUUCAUGGUGGGGGAUGCGAUUCCAUGGCUAGAAUGGUUAGAUUUUGCUAAAGUAUCUUCCAUGAAGAACACUGCAAAGGAGCUCGAUGCGGUGAUCUCGAAGUGGCUCCAAGAACAUCUCGAGAAAAGAUCGGGAAACGGAAACGAUGAGAUGGGUCUUGACCAGGACAAGACUAUCAUGGAUCUACUGAUCGAUGUCUUGCCCGAGGAUGUUGUAAUGUCUGGCCACACCCGCGAUACCAUUGUCAAGGCAACUAUUUUGAUUCUUACAGUAACAGGUUCAGACAGCACAUUCAUCACUCUGAUAUGGACAGUGUCCUUAUUACUGAACAACCCGAGCGUUUUGAAAACCGCGCAAGAUGAGAUCGACGUUAUCGUCGGAAAAGGAAGAUGGGUCGAAGAAUCCGACGUAAGAAACCUCAAGUUCUUACAAGCUAUCAUCAAGGAAACUCACCGGCUUUACCCACCUGCUCCUCUUACAGGGAUCAGAGAAGCUAGCGAGGAUUGUUAUGUGGGUGGAUACCGUAUAACCAAAGGCACCCGUCUACUCAUAAACUUAUGGAAACUUCACCGGGAUCCCAAGAUUUGGCCAGAGCCUGAAGUUUUCAGACCAGAGAGGUUUAUGGUGGAGGAGACGAAGGGAUGGGACAAGAGUGGUUACGAAUACAUUCCCUUCAGUUCGGGGCGGAGGUCGUGUCCGGGCAUGAACCUCGGCCUACGAGUCGUUUACUUGGUGCUUGCUCGGUUGCUUCAGGGAUUUGAGCUACGGAGAGUUUCGGAUGAACCACUGGACAUGGCCGAAGGGCCUGGUCUUGCUCUGCCUAAAGUUGAACCGGUUGAAGUUUCGGUUAUGCCCCGUCUUGAACCGGAUCUGUACCAGGUUAUCUGAACCGGUCAUUUGUUGUAUUCUAGAUUCAUGAUAUCUUGUUUGUGGUGCUGGUGGGUGGCGUGAUGUUUUAUGCGGUUGAAGUUUCGGUCUUGAACCGGAGUUAUACCGGAUUAUAUUAACCGGUCGUUUGCUAUAUUUCCGGUUCAUGAAAUGUUCUCUGUGGUGUGGAUGGACGUGAUGUUUAAUGCGCUAAGGAAAAUAA